AUGGAUAUUGCCACAGGAGACCAGUCCCCUUCAACCUCGACCCCCGGACUGCACCACCCUUCGGCAGACCCUCGCCUGGGUCGCGCCGCUCAGAGACCUUCCAUUUCAACCUCACAUCUUCCCGCCACUCGACAGACGCCGACCUCAGCGCAGACCCCAACUUCCUCGCGCGCCCCAGAACCUGCCAACCAAUCGGUGGACCGAACAUCAAAGACAGAUGUCUCUGAGCGGAUCGGUGACCCCAUGUCACCCGUCAACCAGAAUGCUCCCACAGUCGACUUUAGUCACAUGGUGCCUAUUCUCACGAGGUUUUCGGAACUUGCCGCCAUUAAAGGACUCAGGGAAAAGGAGAAGGCUCUAUUACAGGACGAAGGUGCUUCUAUCAAACGACGCCUGGAAAAGGCCAGGUCAAAAGACGCUUUCCCGGUUGUGAUCGAGGGUAUACAGGCAGAAGAAGCAGUCUCUCAAUCCAAAAUACGCAAACUCCAGCAUGAUAUCGAUGAGAAUGAAACCGCACGCCAAAAGAUGGCCGAGUCUCUUCGAGGCUUUUUGCGCCAAACGCCGCUCCCUAUUUCCUCCUCCAAUCAUACUCCGACCUUAGCACCCGGCAGAUCCCCCGAUGAUGAGACAAUUGCCAAAUUGGAAGCUGAGAACCGGGAGAUGAAGGCCGAGCUGCGGGAGCUCAAAGAGUUGAUCGUCCAAAGAAGCCCUGGAAUCCCCGCCGGCACGCAGGCUCAACUUAAUAAGCUCGAAAACUCAGUCAACAGCCAGUCCAUGAGUAAUCAUGGCACUAAUAAGAGAAUUCGGAAACUUGAAGAAUGGAAAGAGGGAGUGGACACUGGGGUUAUCCAACCACAUCUGAAUAGCCUCGAGAGGAGCCCGGCUCAGGCUCCAGAUCUGGAACCACUGCGACAAGAUGUACAGAUGGCCCAUGGGAAAGCCGCUGAAGCGCAGGAAAGGGCCGAGGCUAUGGGUGAACGCGUUUUGGUCCUCCGGCGAGAAUUGCAGUCUCUCAGAGACACUUUUGAUCGAGACUUAUUUGCCCGACAAGAAUUCGAGAAGACACUCAACGCCGUGAAAGAGUUUAUUGAGCAAGGCUCAGAUCUCAAGCGCAGACUAGAAUCCAUCGAGAAGGAACGCCUCGAUCUCAAGGGCGCCGUCGCCACCGCUAGAGAGGCCAAAACCAAAGCCCAAGAUCUGGAUACACGAUAUACGACAUAUAUCGACAGAAACAAUGGGAGGAUAGCCCAUCUGGAGUCAACAGUUCGACAAUUGGAAAUAAGAGACAAAAGUGUCCCAGAUGUCGAACCUUCACAACCCACAGAGGCUCUUGAAAGUGUCAAAGAUCGCAUUGCGAAAAUCGAAAGUAACCACGGCUCAAUGUGGAACAACGUCAACAUGCUGAUGCUAGACAGGCCUCAGGUACUUGAAUAUUGCAAACAAGUACCGAAAUGUCUCUCCGCAAACGAAUCCCUCGUGGCUGCUGUUCGAUCUUUGGAACUACGAUACUCCAACAUCAACACGGAACAUCUCGUGAAAAGCAUGGCUGCCGCAAUGAUGGAGAUGUAUCCCUCCAUGUCGCAAACUCAUGAGCAAGUUAGCCAACUCAAGAGCUAUUGUACGAAGGAGAUUGCUGCACUCAAGACAGCAACGCAAAAUGUCGACCUCGCAUCCUUGGAUUCUAAGUUGAGCCAGCUCCGCGACGAAGUCGCCAACAAGUUGCUUCACCUUAACACUAGUGUCUCUGACCAGGCCAAAAGUAUCAGCGAGCAGCUAGAAGAGACCUGGGAAUUGAAAAAUAAAUUCCAGACCCAGUCUGACGCUUUCUCGGAACUUGGUGAAUCUAUUCCACAAGCGCUACAACAAGUGGAAAGAGUGACCGAACUGUCAACAAAGCUGGAAGCGUUGUGUGAUGACCUUACAUCGCUGAAAGCUAGUUUCGAAGAUCGGGACGUUACAGAAACGGUGUCCGGGCUCUCAAAACAGGUCGAAACCUUGACCGUGCAUGUUGGUUCCCUGAUCGUGAAGCAAAAUUAUCAAGGGGUGGUGAAGAAAGUCACAGAGGUCUCGGAAAAGCUUACGGACUUGGCUGCAAAUUACCAACUUCUGGAAACAAGGCUGAUAAGGCAAGAGCUAGCUGACUGGAAAGAAGUGGAUGAGCUCAAAUCUGGCCAUGGGAAUCUCCUUGAAGAGCUAAAGGCCGUGAAGACCAGGGUUGAAAGUCAAGAUGGGAUAGAGAAGAUGAGCGCGGUCUCUGAAAAACUCAAGUCCGUUUCCAACGACUUGAAAUCUCUGCAAACCAAGUUUGACAAAGAGCUGCGGUCACUGGAAACCCGCGUGGAUACCUUGGGACACAACGAGGAGCUGAACAAUCUCAAAAGUGAGCUGCUGACCCGGAUUGAUAAAUUCCAAGCGGUUGUUCAGUCAGGCUUAAACCGCAAUGCUCCUGGGGACGAUGUGACCAACCGAGCAAUUUCUAACCAGCCGAGUAUAUCCGGCUCUCUUGGGGAUCACUAUCGAAUCCUUGGUAGUGCAGCUCGAAGCCAGACUGGACGUGGACAUGUACGAGACAGGCCUUCCAUCUCACGCACCGGAGGAGAUGGAGCGAUUGCGACAGCUGACUCGUCCGGACCAUACUUUUACGCCUCCUCAGACAAUGAGAUUGAUAGUUUGGAGGAAUUGGGUUCUCGCGAUCGCAGCUUACAGUCCGUCUCGGAAGACGAGAUCGGUCUUCUGUCCAAUCAGCCAGCUUCAUCUGUCGAUAUGCCAAUAGGAUUACAGAUCACCGAGAAUGAGAAUGGCCAUCACGAAUCACGAUCGUUCAACAAACGUGCUCGCCAAACGUCUCCUUCGGAUAUUGCAGACGCAGAUGAUCAGCCCUCUCCCCAAGCCGCGACGAGAGAGAUACCCAUGGCGUCUCGGGUCACCGAGAACGGGACGUCUAGGAAACGUCCCCGUCAAGGAUCUUUUUCGGAGGAUGAGCGUCGGCCUCGGCCAGUGGUUCCUGGCCUUUUCGCCAAUGGUACCGGGUCCCCAGCUUCCUCCACAUCGGCGGCCGCAAAGAAGGCAAAGAAAAAACAGGAGAAAAGGGAGAGGAAGGAGCAGAGGAAGAAACAAAGACAGAGCUUGCCCAACUGA
This is a messenger RNA of Penicillium cataractarum, 3138 nucleotides long. RefSeq lists its product as uncharacterized. The transcript has a single exon. Lineage: Eukaryota; Fungi; Ascomycota; Eurotiomycetes; Eurotiales; Aspergillaceae. The record is from RefSeq and is a predicted model, not a curated record. Bases 1 to 3138 code for a protein of 1045 amino acids.